This is a messenger RNA of Physella acuta, 2692 nucleotides long. RefSeq names its product radial spoke head protein 4 homolog A. Gene Ontology annotation, cellular component: radial spoke; axoneme. Gene Ontology annotation, biological process: cilium movement involved in cell motility; cilium assembly; axoneme assembly. Lineage: Eukaryota; Metazoa; Mollusca; Gastropoda; Physidae. The record is from RefSeq and is a predicted model, not a curated record.
UUUACAUCGACUCCUAGCAACAGCUCCAAGGAGACAGACGCCAUUUGUGGACCUCCGGUCGGUUUUUAGUGUAUGUAGCAUCUCGUCGAUGUUUUGUGCAUAGUAGGGGUUCUUCAACAUUUUGUAAAAGGAUCCAGGGAAAAUAAAAUAAAAAUGUCGGACAAUGAAAUAGAUUCGACAACCGUGUUAAAUGAACUCACAAAAGAGCGAGAGUUUCAAAAAGCGAAAGCUUUUCUUCUCACUGCGAGUACUUGUACAGGGAUGAAUGUUUAUGAUCAUUUGUCCCGAGUACUGGGUAAAAUUCUAGAUGAGAAACCAGAUAACUGUGUGGACAUUUUUGAAGACAUAAGCAAAGAUGCAAAGAGAACAAAGUUUACAUCAGAUGUGGACACAAUCCAGGACAAAGUUGACAGGUCCACUCAAGUAGCUCUUGCUCAAGUUCAGAGGAAGUUAUUUACAAAACAAGGUGAAGAUGGGGAGGAAGAGGUACCUCAGGAUGAGGAGGUUGAAACUCCUCUGCCCAAUUUAAUGGAGCUUUGCUUCUUCUUCGAGCAAGCGGGCAUUGGUUUAAACCGUGAAGAAAUCGUUCGGGUGUGGUUGGCCAUGAAAAAUCUUGUAGAUAACCAUCCUUUACAGCAUGUUAGAUUUUGGGGAAAAAUAUUUGGAACUGAACAGAAUUAUUACAUAGCAGAGGUAGAAUAUAGAGAAGGUGAUGAAGAGGAAGAAGAUGAAGAUGAGCAAGAAGAAAAAGAAGAAGAGAAAACUGAAAAAGAAGCAGGAGAUGAAGAAGCUGAAGAAGAGGAAGUAGAGGAGGAUGAUACCCCCAAGCCUGAUUUUAAACCUCCACCCGUUGUCCCCAAAGAAGAAAACAGAACCGGAGUAAACAAAAAAACAUAUUUCGUCUGCAAUGAUCCUGGAAAACCGUGGGUCAAGCUGCCCCAUGCCCAACCAAAUCAGAUUACACUGUCCAGACAAAUCAAGAAAUACUUUACAGGAAGGUUGGAUGCUGCAGUAGUGAGUUAUCCCCCAUUCCCUGGCAACGAGGCCAACUAUCUGAGGGCCCAGAUCGCCAGGAUCAGUGCUGGAACACACAUCUCCCCAUUGGGAUUCUACCAGUUCGAUGAGGAGGAGGAAGAGGAGGAGGAAGGAGAAGCCGGACGUGACCAUUUUGUAGAAAAUAUUGAUUUUGAAGGCAUUCCAAUUAGAGAGCUUGCAGAUCCUUCACUCAGCAACUGGGUGCACCACGUUCAGCACAUUUUACCACAGGGUCGAUGCUCCUGGUGGAACCCAGUUCAAAAGAACGAAGAAGAUUUUGAAGAUGAAGAAGAGGAGGAGGAGAGAGAGGAGCCCGAUGAACCAGAACCAGAGGUCGGGCCUCCUCUCCUGACCCCCUUAGCAGAAGACGAGGAGGUGGGAGGCAUGCCAGCCUGGACUCCAGCCCUCUCCUCCACAUUGAUACCCCAGUUUGCUAUUGCUGUCAUGCACUCAAAUCUCUGGCCAGGUGCCCAUGCUUUUGCCAUAGACAAGAAAUUUGAGAAUAUUUACAUUGGUCAUGGCCACAAGUACAAACCUGACAACUACACCCCACCACACCCUCCACCCAUUCAGGAGGAGUUCCCAAGUGGGCCAGAGAUCACGGAGGCUGAGGACCCAACCCCAGAGGAGGAGGCGGCCCUCAGAGCUGCGCAGCAGGAGGCGGCUGAAGCUGCGGAGGAGAUGGAGGAGGCAGAAGAGGAUGAUGAUGAGGACGAUUAGAUUAUUUCUUGAUGAAGGGAGGAUUUGCUCUACGUAUCCAAACAUAUUAAGCAUGAAAAACUUUUUCGAGCAUUGUGACAUUAUGUGCUGGUAACAACAUACAAAAAUGACACAUUUGGAUAAUGUUUUCUCUAUCUGCAUAAUGAUAAUGCUAAAGGUCACUUUACUGUUUGUUGCCUGUGAUGGAAGGUCUAGAGCAAGCCACGUCAUUUUUAGUUGAAUUUUCUAUCUGUCUUACAUCUUCAUCUUCUUCUCUUUCUUCCUUCUUUUCUUACACUGACUUGAAGAUACUUAUGACAAAUUUAUUGAAAAGUAUGUUCGAAUUAUUAACCAGAAACAUGCUAUACUCCCUCACAAAAUGUCGUGUGAUAGUUUGUUUAAAUUUUAAAAAAUUCUGUAAACAUUUUUUUAAAGGAGAGAUAAGGUUUGCUAAUAAUUCUCUUUUAUUGGCUAAUGUAUUAUUUUACACACAUUUUAUUGAUUUGCCAUUUGUGAAAACAUUUACAUGCAUACAAAUUUAUAACAUUUAGAAUUGAGUAUUAUUUUGAUAUUGUUUUAAUACUUUAAAGUAUCCAUUUAUAUUAAUGAGCCUAUUCCUUAAGUAUGAAAAUGAAACAGCACACUAAAAAAAUAAAAUUCAAACAUUACUACAACAAAGUGAUCAUUUACAAUUUGAACUCAUAAACUUAUUUUUAUAGUUAUUUCUUCCAUGUUUACAGCAACACCUCACACACCCAACAAAAUGUGUACGUCAAUUAAGGGCUCAUUAAAAUAGUUUGCUAAUUAUGAGAUAAUUAUGAGAACACAGUUUCAUAGUGAUGACUGUAUGCAAGAUGGGUUCCUGAUGUGUUGAGUGACUGAAUAUUUGGAUCUUGUUUACACUAUGAAAUAGUUUUGUGAUAUGUAUAUAUUAAAAACAAAGAUCAAUUUAUGAAAG